Trichosporon asahii var. asahii CBS 2479 is the source of this 1437-nucleotide messenger RNA. RefSeq lists its product as uncharacterized. The record is from RefSeq and is a predicted model, not a curated record. The transcript has 2 exons. NCBI's taxonomy places the organism in Eukaryota, Fungi, Basidiomycota, Tremellomycetes, Trichosporonales, Trichosporonaceae. Gene Ontology annotation, biological process: ubiquitin-dependent protein catabolic process; positive regulation of protein ubiquitination; metal ion transport. Gene Ontology annotation, cellular component: endoplasmic reticulum; perinuclear region of cytoplasm; Golgi apparatus. The coding region runs from base 1 to 1437 and encodes 478 amino acids.
AUGGUUCCGGAUCCCGAGGAGAUGGACCGCGCUUUCGACGACGAUGACGAUGAGGAGCACGACUCACACGAGGGUGCGCGCCUCCUCGGCGGUCCUGCUCAGCCUCAGCCGACAUCGAGCGCCAACUCGCGCAUGCCUGGCGACUACGACUUCGAUCGCGAUUACUUCCUCCCGCCGCCGGGCUCACCGCCACCAUUCGAGGACUACUCGGCUACGAAUCCUGCACCGGGAAACAGCAACGGUAUUGUUCCCUCGUCAAGUGACGUGCGGCGCCCGAAGCCGCCCCGACACUUCCUGGGCGGCAUCCUCCCGCUCUCGUUCCUUCCGCGGCAACGAGGACAGGACGAGCACGCCCACGGUCCGGGCGUCGGAGGCGGGCAGUCGGGAGUGUUUGCCAACCUGUCCGCGCGCCCGGAUGGCCAGCACGGCGGUGAGGGCGAGGAGGGCUCCGAGUGGGCCAACGAGAAUGAGCUGAAGGACGCCCCGCCGUCAUACCAGACCGCGCUCCGAGACGCCGUGCCGCCCUACUGGGACACCACUGUCGUGCUCCCUUCUUCGACUUCGCCGUUCGGCCCCCUCUCGUCUUCCAUCUCGGGCGACGAGAUUCUCAUCGACGGCAUGCCCGCUGGCAACCUGUUCGGUUUCGUCUGGAACUUGGUCGUGUCCGCCGCGUUCUGGCUGCCAGGUUUCCUUCUCACAUACGUCCUGCACACGACGCACGCCGCUAAGCACGGCUCGCGUGCCGGUCUCGGCGUCACCCUCCUCCGGUAUGCGUUCCAUCUGCGCUCCGUCGCCCAGGAGCUGUUAAAGGCUGGCCACUUCCCUGGCGAGAUGGAGGUCGUGGACCCUGCCACGGGCAAGCUGGCCGGCGACAAGCAGGCCGAGGACAUGCUGAAGAAUUUUGGAUCGACCAUCGAGUUCCCGCAGCCCUGGUCGCCGCCUGCGGAGUGGGGCGGCGGCAACGAGACGUACAUCAUCCACUCGCUGGAGGAGGCCGAGCACAUUGUGCACAAGUACAACCACACGCUGCUCGACGUGGUAGGGCAGAGUGCGCCCGAGGUCGGCCGCACCAACGAGUGGUUCUCCUUCAUGCUCAUGAUCAUUGGAUGCGGGAGGGCGAGGCUGCCCAGCGCGCCGCGCGCGGCGAGGACGGAGCUCGAGCCUCACCCCGCCGACGACGACGGGGACAUCCCCACCCGCGGCCAGGUCGGCCCCACCCAGCUCGCCUACUACACGGCCGCAGUCACGCAGGCGCUGAACGGCGCGCGCGAGAUCCAGCGCGGGUUCUUCGGCAUGCGCGGCCCGCGCCCCCCCGCGCGCGGCGAUACGCUCUUCGCGGGCGACGACGACGAGCAGGACCUCCUCGAGGCACAGGGGUACGGUCUCGAGCCCAUGUCGCAGGACAGCCCCAGCCGCCGCCGCGGGCUCUGGGGAUAA